ACGCGGUUUCAGAAAGCUUCAGACGGUCCAGAACACACGGGACACUGCCACCGUCAGCUCAACCCCUGCGCGGCCCAGCAUCAGCAAGUGCAGCAGUGCCUGCCGCCAAUUGAUGGGUUGAGAUUGAUGAUUCCUGACAUUGGUUGAUGAGAGCAAUUGCCAAUUGACAUCCCGUCUCGUCUCGUCUUGUCUGUCUGUAAGAUCUCGUAUCCUACCUACCUAUCUCCGUCCCCGAUCGCCUCCUUACACCCCCCUCCUCCCUCCAUUUUUUUCCCUUUCCUCUCUCCCUUCUCUUCCUUUUCUUUCUUUCUUGUCUUCUUCUCCUUUGCUUUGGCUUUCUCCCUCCUCGCCCUUCUCGUAGCUCCUUAGCCUCUGUGAUCUAGCCAUCAAAGACACACUCACACCCUCUCGCUCACGACCGAUCUUUCUCCCGUUGUGGCCAUCCAACUGAAACUCCAAAUCCACCCGCCAUGUCCGACGAUGGCCCUGCUGCCGGCGCCCCGGCUGGUCCUGUAGCUGAAGCUGGAGGGGCUGCCGGCCACAGCCAAGGCGGUCUUCACAGCGAAACAAGACCAAAGCGCAUCAGCACCCACAGCCCCGUGAUAGAGGACAUUGCUUCGCUCACCUCGCCCCGGCUCUUCACCCCAAAUCCCUUCAGUCGCAAGAACACAUCGUUGGAUAUUGAUGAUUACUUUACAGGUCCACGCGAUAUCCAGAAACACUCCAAAUGGCCCAUCUUCCUCCAGAUGCAUGGCAGCAUCCUGCCCAAGAUGAUUCUGCCCUUGCUCGCUAUUGGCGCCUGGGCGUCUCUCAUCACCAUCCUUAGUAUGAAGGUGUACAUGCUCGGCAUAAACAGCAUUCUGCUCACCGUCCUCGGUUUUGUCGUCGGUCUGAGCUUGUCAUUCCGCAGCUCCACGGCCUAUGAGCGCUACAACGAAGGCAGAAAGUACUGGGCGCAGCUGAUUCUGGCAACCCAGAAUUUGGGUCGGAUCUACUGGGUGCACGCUUCUGGCCGCAAGGAUGUGCCCGAAGAGAAGAAGGACCUGGUGAAGAGACGCGAAGUCCUGGAGAAGCUUACCGCUAUGAAUCUUUUGGUGGCAUUUGCUGUUGCCCUUAAGCACAAGCUGCGCUUCGAACCAUACACGUGCUACGAGGACAUCUCGAGUCUCAUUUCGCACCUGGAUACCUUUGCCAAGGUGGCCACCGAGGAGGACCCCGAAAAUGCGCACCGGACCUUCAAGCGCCCGAGUUUCUUCAAGAGCGUGGGCGAGUACCUGGGAGUGUCGUUUGCAGAAAGCAACCCACGCAAAUCCCUUAAGAAGGCUGCCGUCCCCCUGGGCAACCUCCCCCUCGAGAUUCUGUCGUACCUUGCCUCCUUCACCGACGAGCUCGCCCUCAGCGGCCGCCUGCCCGUCACCAUGCACCAGACCAUGGCCUACAACAACAUCAUGUCGCUCAACGACGUGCUUGUGGGCACGGAAAGAGUGCUCACCACGCCGCUCCCCAUUGCCUACUCGAUCGCCAUCGCCCAAAUCACAUGGGUGUACAUCCUGCUGCUGCCCUUCCAGCUCGUCAAGGUGCUGGAGUGGAUCACGAUUCCCGCCACAGUUGCCGCGGCGUAUAUCAUCCUGGGCAUUCUGUUCAUCGGUCGCGAAAUCGAAAACCCUUUUGGCCAGGACGUCAACGACCUACCCCUCGAGGCCUAUGCUGCUCAGGUGGCCGCCGAGAUGGACGUGAUUGCCAGCCGUCCCGUCCGCCCCAGCUACGAGUGGAUAGAAUCCAAGGACAACCACGUCCUGUGGCCCCUGUCCCACUCGGGCUGGCCCGUGUGGAUGAACCGUCCCGAAGAAAAGAUCCACGAGGCCGUCAACCACAAGGUCCUGGCCACCUUUCACAGCAAACGAGCCAAGGAAGAGGCGAUUGCACAAGGAAAAGUGCACUCGGAAAAGAAUGGCCACAAAACGGUGAGCGUGGAGGCCGUGUAGGCUGUGUAGGCAGAGUAAGGGGCGUCUUGAAUUUGUGUAUGAAGGAAAAACGGCGGGGCGAGGAAGUGUCGGGGGUUGGAAAUGGUCUGGUCAUGACAAAAUAAGCCAAAAUGAUACAUGGAAUGGCGUCGAGCAUUUUGUUUCGCUUUCUACAAAUCUUUUUUUCUCCUUCCUCCCUUUGCUUGUCUCAUAACCACACGACAACGCUGGGGUUAUUUUCGUCACACAUACCUAUUAACCAUCUAAUAAAUAUUGAUCAUGCACAUGGUUAGCUCUUCUCUGUCCCAUUCUUCUC
This is a messenger RNA of Podospora pseudocomata, 2280 nucleotides long. RefSeq lists its product as uncharacterized. The coding region runs from base 471 to 1985 and encodes 504 amino acids. Lineage: Eukaryota; Fungi; Ascomycota; Sordariomycetes; Sordariales; Podosporaceae. The record is from RefSeq and is a predicted model, not a curated record. Gene Ontology annotation, molecular function: chloride channel activity. The transcript has 4 exons.